AUGAAGUUCUCCGCCGUUGCCAUUCUUGCCUCCUUUGGAUCCGCUGCCGCCUUCUCCGGCUCUGCCUUCUCUGGAACCGCCCUUAACGCUGCCUCCAACGAUGCUUCUAUGACCAUGAGCACUGGUAUGGGAGUUAACGGAUUCGGACGUAUCGGACGUCUUGUUACCCGUAUCAUGAUGGAAGACGAGUCUUGCGACUUGAAGGCCAUCAACGCCGGUUCGGCAACCCCCGACUACAUGGCCUACCAAUACAAGUACGACACCAUCCACGGAAAGGCCAAGCAAACCGUUGAAAUCGACGGAGACUUCCUUGUUCUUGAUGGAAAGAAGGUUCAGACCUCCAGAUGCCGCGACCCUAAGGAAGUCGGCUGGGGAGCUCUCGGUGCCGACUACGUCUGCGAGUCCACAGGUGUUUUCCUCACCAAGGAGACGGCACAAUCUAUCAUCGAUGGAGGAGCCAAGAAGGUCAUCUACUCUGCCCCCGCCAAGGACGACUCCCAAACGAUUGUCAUGGGUGUCAACCAAGGCGAAUACGAUGGAUCUGAAGACUUCAUCUCCUGUGCGUCCUGUACCACCAACGGACUUGCCCCCAUGGUAAAGGCCGUCCACGACGAGUUCGAAAUCGAAAUGGCCCUCAUGACCACCGUCCACGCCAUGACCGCAACCCAAGCCGUUGUUGACUCUUCCUCCCGCAAGGACUGGCGCGGGGGACGUGCCGCAUCCGGUAACAUCAUCCCCUCUUCCACAGGUGCCGCCAAGGCCGUCACCAAGGUGAUCCCAUCACUUGUUGGAAAGCUCACCGGUAUGGCCUUCCGUGUCCCUACCAUCGAUGUCUCCGUUGUCGACUUGACCGCAAGAUUGACCAAGGCCACUACCUACGAAGAGAUCUGCGCCCACAUCAAGAAGAUGAGCGAGGGUGAAAUGAAGGGUUUCCUUGGAUACUCCGACGAACCUCUUGUCUCCACUGACUUCGAGGGUGACCUCCGCUCUUCCAUCUUUGAUGCCGAUGCCGGCAUCAUGCUCAACGAAAAAUUCGUCAAGCUUGUCGCCUGGUACGAUAACGAGUACGGAUACUCUGGCCGUGUUGUUGACUUGAUGAAGCACGUUGCCACAACUGACGCCAAGAUUUCCGCUUAA
Cylindrotheca closterium is the source of this 1137-nucleotide messenger RNA. NCBI's taxonomy places the organism in Eukaryota, Bacillariophyta, Bacillariophyceae, Bacillariales, Bacillariaceae. The record is from the annotation of a GenBank genome assembly.